Myotis lucifugus (little brown bat) is the source of this 627-nucleotide messenger RNA. RefSeq names its product receptor for retinol uptake STRA6-like. Bases 88 to 627 code for a protein of 179 amino acids. Gene Ontology annotation, molecular function: retinol transmembrane transporter activity; signaling receptor activity. Gene Ontology annotation, cellular component: plasma membrane. NCBI's taxonomy places the organism in Eukaryota, Metazoa, Chordata, Mammalia, Chiroptera, Vespertilionidae. Gene Ontology annotation, biological process: vitamin A import into cell. The transcript has 6 exons. The record is from RefSeq and is a predicted model, not a curated record.
AGAGGUCUGGGUGGACUGGAUUCAGUCCACACCUGCCCCUCUAUAGAUAUUUCUUUCUGCCCUUCUUGCCUUCCAGGACCCUGGAAGAUGCUGGCUCUGCUCUAUUACCCUGCCUUCUACUACUCCUUGGCCGCCUGUGCCACAGUCAGGCAUGCAGCCGCCCACCUGCUUGGCAGUGUGCUGUCCUGGGCUCACUUUGGUGUCCAGGUCUGGCAGAAGGCAGAGUGUCCCCAGGCGCCCAAGAUCUACAAGUACUACUCCCUGCUGGCUUCCAUGCCUCUCCUUUUGGGCCUUGGAUUCCUGAGCCUUUGGUACCCGGUGCAGCUUGUGAGAAGCUUCAGCCAUAGGACAGGAGCGGGCUUGGAGAGGCUGCAAAGCAGCUACCCUGAGGAAUAUCUGAGGACCCUCCUUUGCCUGAAGAAGCUGAGAAGCAGCUCCCACACAUCCAAGCAUGGCUUUCUGUCCCAGGCCUGGAUCUGCUUCAGACACUACAUCUACACUCCACAGCGAGGAUUCCGACUCCCACUGACGCUUGUGCUUUCAGCCACCCUGACAGGGACGGCCAUUUACCAGGACACUGCUUUCUCCAAUGUAGAAAAGUUGGAAAUUUUAUAUUCUGAAAUUUAA